Messenger RNA from Chondrus crispus (carragheen), 783 nucleotides. RefSeq lists its product as hypothetical. Bases 1 to 783 code for a protein of 260 amino acids. Lineage: Eukaryota; Rhodophyta; Florideophyceae; Gigartinales; Gigartinaceae. The record is from RefSeq and is a predicted model, not a curated record. The transcript has a single exon.
AUGCCGAAAAUCAGUCCGGACCCAGUGCUUGCAUCAGAUGAGCUAAGCGGAGAACGAGGUAAGACAUCUGGUUCUCCGCCAGUAUUCGGCCUCGUCAUCACAAUACUCCAUCCAGCUCCGUCUCCUCUCAUCUCUUUCUACGAGACCUUUUGCUGUCAUCUUAAGGAAUUGCUCGAAGAUGCAGGAGUUCUUGAUACGCAUUAUCUGCUCUACCCACCUCAUACAUUACAUUGUACUGUCGCAACGGUGCGUCCAUUCAAAAAAGCCGCACUACAUCAUCCCGAGAGAAUUAUAUCGUUUUGGAGAAGCGCACUUGAGCGCAUGGAGCAAAAGCCCAAUUGGCCUGAGAGCGUCGAAAACAGCACGUUUGACCUCUGUGGACCUCAAGUUUUCGACAACGGCGUCGGUGUGUUUCUGUUUGAUGACAAGUCUGGCGCAAUGAAUUCAUUGCGCAGAUGCUUGGAAGAGGAGAUGGCCUGCUUUCAAGCUACACUUCCGGAAAUCUCUGAUGUCAACAUGGAAGACGUCAGGGUUCCAAAUAUCAUUCACUCAACUGUGCUGCGGUGGCGGUCAUCGCCGGCUAUUUCAACUGACCAACUACAGCGUCUGUUUAACAAGGCGUACGAGGAAGCUACAGUAACGCACACAACGAACGCCCUGAGUAUCGGCAGCGUUCGCUUGCUCAGAGAAUCGUUGCCAUUCAUGCAGAAGCUGACAUGCUGUCACGAGGCACCACUGCCCAUAGGAAAUAAGGCGCAGUCACAGGAAGGCCCUGCUGAUUAA